Messenger RNA from Paramecium pentaurelia, 6972 nucleotides. The record is from the annotation of a GenBank genome assembly. NCBI's taxonomy places the organism in Eukaryota, Ciliophora, Oligohymenophorea, Peniculida, Parameciidae.
AUGCAAUAACUAUUUUUUACCUAGCCAUUGAAUGUGGCAUCAAAAAAAACUAUAUUUAAUGAAGAAAGAUAGAUAGUUGAGAUUGAAGCUAAAGAAGAGUAAGAUGAUAAAAAUGAUGAACAUACUUUGAUAUUAAGCUAAAAAAAAUAUCAAGUCAAAAAACAAUUAAGAUAGCUCCUUAAUAAUAAAUAAAAUAUGUAUUAGAUUUCCAAUUAUAAAUUAGAUACUUGAAAGAAAACUUAGCCAGUCUAAAAAAACGUAAAAUAUUAGAAGGUUUCUCAGGAGAAACUCCAGCUCCAGUUUAAUAAUGUUUUUCUUUUUUUAGUUAAGCUUUGUAAAAUGCUCGAAGUCUUAGGUAUUAUUUAAAACUAUAGAUUAAGAUCCUUAGAUAUCUCUGGUAUGGAUAUUCACCCUCUCUUAGCAAUUGAAAUUGGGUAGGGUUUAUAACAUAAUGCCUCUUUAAGGGAGAUCAACAUUUCAGGAUGCAAAAUGAAUAGUUUUUGCUUACAAUACAUAUUUUCUUCCAUAACUAAUCAUAAAACUCUUUAAUCUAUAAAUUUAUACAACAAUUAAGGAUUUACUAUAGACCUAAUGAAUGACAUAAGCUAAUUUGUUUUUAAAGGUAAAAAUCAUCUUAAAAAACUUAAACUAACUCAUUGUAAUAUAUCAAAUACUGCUAUGAGUUAUUUAUUAAGAAACUUAAAGUAAUUAUUCAUAUUUUUUAUAGAUAUUCCGAAACUAUUAAUGCCAUAGAUAUCUCAAUGAUGCAAUUUAAUACAGAGGUUUUAACAAGUUUAGGCAUUGCAUUAUAACACUAUAAAGGAGAUAAAGUUCUUGAAUAUUUAAAUGUUUCAGAUACUAAUAUUAAAAAUGAGGGAUUAGAUACUUUAGCAUAAAGAGUAAGUUGGAAUAUGAGAAAAAUCAAUUUAAAAGAGCUGGUAUUAAGAAGAAAUUUUAUUACUUAAACAGGUAUACCACAAUUAGAGGCUUUUUUAAGAAAAAUAUCAUAAUUAUAGAAAUUAGAUCUUUCAAAUAAUAAAAUAGAAGAAUUUACUUGCUAAGAUUUACUUUAAAGAAAAAUGUAUGAAAUUAAUCUCAGUAAUAAUGUCAUAAUGUGUUUUCCACCUUAGUUUUUUAUGAAUACACUUGUAGUAAAUCUAUCAAAUAAUAAUAUUUCCAGUUAAGGAGCCUUUUAAUUGUCAAGCAUUCUUAGAUAGAAUCCCUUAUGGGUUGAAUUAAAUUUAUCAAAUAAUUAAUUAAAAAGUGAAGGAUUUAAUUCUUUAAUCUUUGGUUUGAGAGAUAAUAGAAUGCUAAAAAAGUUAAUUGUUGCAAAAAAUUAAUUGGAUGGUGAAGCUAUUAUUUGCUAUAUGAUAAAUCAUGAAUAAGUAUAUUUUGAACAUUUGGACAUUUCUUUUAAUUAAAUAAGGCAUGCAAUUAUAUUUGUUCUCUUAAAAUUUAUAAAGAGUGGAUGUCUAAGGUGUUUAAGAUGUUCUUAUUUAGAAAAAGAAGAAGAGAUAAGAAAAGUAGAUUAAAAUGUAGAUUAAAAUGCAAAAUUUAUAAAAUAAGAUGAACAUUAAUAAAAAUCAAAUAAUGCAGCAUUUUAAUUAACUUCAUUUAAUUUAAGGGAAUUAGAUUUCCAUGGCAAUAAGGAGAUUUUUACUCCUGUUGUUGCAUCCUUAUCAACAUAUUAUAAUAAAAUAGAAAAAUUAGAUUUGUCUUCUUGUGCACCAAUUACUGAUUAAGACAUAGAAUUAUUAUGUUUGUUCUUAAGAAAGUCAACAAUAAUACAUGAUUUAAAUUUGAGAGAUUUAUCUUUAGGAACAAUGAAGAAGGAUUGUAUUAAAAAAUUAAGUGAAGCCUUAUUUAAUAGUAGUAUUAAAUAUUUGAAUUUAAGUAAAAAUAGAAUGUAUAAAUAAAUUAAAAGAUUAUUUAAUUCAAAUAAUUUAGGAUCAAAUUACAAAUUAGAAGUUUUAGAUUUAAGUUAUAAUUAUUUGGAAGCUAAACAUGCUCCUUAUAUAGAGAAAAUGUUAAUGUCUCUUAAAAAUUUAUAGGAAGUGAAUUUUUCUAGAAAUUGCAUAAAUUUUGAAGGUUUGGCUGCUAUAAAUAGAUCAUUAUUUUCUAAUCGAACUUUAAAGAGAUUGAAGUAUAUUUAUAUAUUUAUUUAGUUUGUCCUAUUAGAAAUUGAGUGCAGAUGAUUUAUUAAUUCUAAGUUAAACAUUAGGUAAUGAAAGUCUACAAGAAUUAAAUUUAGCAAAUAAUCCAUACACAACAAAAUUAAAAACAUUUUUUUAUUAAUGUUCUACAUAAAAAUAAGAAUUUUUACAUUUAUCAUAAGUUUAUUUUGAUAAUGCAAAUUAUCAUAGUUUAAUGACUAUUAUAGAGAAUUAAAAGAGAAAUCUUUUUGGUGUUAAUUUAGAUUCUUGUAUAUUUUAAAAUAAAGAUUUUUGUAAAUUUUUUGAACAUCUUUCAAAAAGCAGAAAGCUUACAUAUUUUGCAAUAAAUUAUAAUCCUACAAUUUAUAAGGAUUUAGAAGGUACAGUUAGUUUAAUAUCUAAAUUAAAAAAUUUAAGAAUUUUAAAAUUAAAUUAAGUUUCUUUAGCCGAUGGUUUUGUUAAUGCUCUUCAAGAUUGGUUUUCUAAAAUUGGAUGUUGCAAUGUAAAUUAUAUUAUUAUAAUUUAAGUUAAGCACUUUAGAUUUGAGUUAAAAUAAAUUAUAAUAAUAAUGGUUGAAUAGUUUAUGUUUAGGAAUAAGUAACAAUUCUUCAUUAAGGAAUUUUAUGUUAAAUGAUUGUAAUUUAGGAUUUUUGAAUCUUACACCUUUAGGAAUAGCAGUUUCAUAAAAUAAAACAUUGGAAGUGUUGGAAAUUGCAAAGAAUUAGAUUAAGAAUAAUUUAGAUAAUUUUUUAACAUCAGCUUUAGAGAAUGCUUAAACUUGUAGAUUAGAGGAAUUAAAUUUAGCUGAAAAUCCUUUAGAUAAGUAAUCAAUAUUAGAUUUGUUUAUUCCAAGAAUAUUAAAUAAUAUGAAUGGCAAAAAUAUUAAAUUAAGAUAUUUAAAUUUAGCAAAUUGUCAUUUAUAAAUAGAUUUAUUCAAAGAUAUUUUGUAAGGAUAAUAAUUAUAUAAAGAUAAUUAUUCUUUUUAACAUAUACUUAGUUUAAGUUUAAGCAAUAAUUAAUUAGGAGAUAAUGUAGGAUAAUAAUUAAAACAAAUUAUUCAAAGUUCAACAAAAAUGAAGGAAUUAUAUUUAUAAAAUAACCUAUUUACAAGCAAUGGUAUGAUUUUAAUUUUUGAAGGAAUGUUUGCUAAUUAAACAAUUAGAACAAUUAACAUAAGCAGUAAUAAAUUAGAUGAUAUAUGGGUGUUAAAAUUAUAUGAAUAAAUCUAAAAUAAAGAAUUAAGUAACUUAGAAUUUAUUAUGCUCAGAGAUAAUAAUUUUACAAGAAUAGGUUUAAAGAAAUUGGCUUAGAUAAUAUUUAAAAUAAGAAAUCUAUUCAUUGAUAAUAUAUGGUCAGAAUUAGAUGAUAGUGAUGCUGAUAUAAUAUUACAAUAAUAUACAAGGAUUGGUUAAACAUAUAAAUUGGAAUAAUCAGCUAUUCCUUAAUUUUUAAAGGAAAUUUAAAUAUAAAGAUCUAAUUUAACUGAUAAGUUUUGUGAAGUUCUUGGAAAAUACUAUCCAAUGCUAGGAUUUAUUGAAUUUAUUGAUAUAUCUGAUAAUCCUUUUAUUACAAUGUAUGGUAAAGUUUAUUUAUUUUUUCAUUUAUUUGAUACAAGUUAUGAAAGACAUUAGUUAAAAGCAAUGUAUAUAACUGAUUCUUAAGAAACAAGAAAAUUAUUUGAUGAUGGUUUGUUAAGAUACUUAACACUUAGAUUUAGAAAUUUUUUAUAUCCUCCAACUGAAGUUAAUGUAAUAAAAAAGUAAAACAGUAAAGCUGAAGUAUUUGGAGUUCCUAAUAAUUAACUUGAUUCAUAAAUGGGUGGUGUCUAGUAAAUUAUUGGAGGAAUGUGUGGAUCUUGGUUAAUUCAUAAAAUUAAUAAAUUAAUGGCUUAUUUAGAUUAAAUUGAACCUCCUUAAUUCAUAGUUAGUACAUUAUUUAUUGGAAAAUUUAGAAGAAAUAAUAUCAAUAUUAAAAUAAUUGUAAUGUUUUUUUGGAUUACUUUCCUAGCAAUAAAUUUAUUAUAAUUUUUAUAAAUAUUAAGUAGUGAAUAAAAACCAUUAGAUACUAUAUUGAUAGAUUAUAAUUAAACAUGUCCUGAUGAUGUUAAAGAUUAAACAGAAGAAUGUAAUAAGUUUGGAUAUUCAAACUUUGUUAGUGAUGUAUAUUAUUUCAUUAUUGUUUUUGCUUCAACUAUUGCAAUUGAGAUAGCAUAAAUUAUUGUUACUGUAACAUUAAGAAGAAAAAUUUAACCUGCAUUUUAAAUAGUCCAUCCAUCAUUAUUAAAAUAUCUUCAUUCAUAAUUUCCACAUCAAAAAGAAUUAUUUUUGAUGUUAUUCUCUAUUCUCAGUAAAAUAGGAACAUUUCCUGAACGAAUAUUUUUAUCAUAUUUAUUAGUGUUAACAGAUGAUGGCUUAGAUUAUGAACCUGUUUAUUUUAAAUUUUAAGUUUAUAAAUUUAUUCUAGGGAUUAUUAUUCUAUUAAGAUAUGGAGAGACCCUUAUUAUUUCGAUAAUUAAUUUAAUCAAAUUUAUGAUGGCUACACCUAGAAAAGAUUAAGCAUUCUAUUUAUCAUUAUUAUAAAGAAAUUUUCAUUAUUAGAGUUACUAUGUUUUAAGUGAUAUUUUAGUUUCAUUAUGUCCAGUCUAAGGAUAUUAAUUAACUAAGGCUAUCAAAAUUAAUUAUGAAAUAAUAGUAGAAACAUAUAGAAUAUUAACUAUUGAAUUAUUUUUAAUAAUUUUCAUAAGUUUCUUCUCCAGAGAGUUUAAUAAUAUCAAGUAAUUAAAAUUUGAUAAUACUGAUCCAUAUUGGUUUUUAAGUGGAUGGAUUAUUCUUACUUUGAUUAAAGCUAUUGUAACAAUAAUAAGUUCAUUAUUUACUAUUUUAACUGUAAGACCUGCUGUUGUUAAAUAACAUGGUUUUAAUUAAGCAUUAGACAUAAAGAAAUUUUAUGAAAACAAAAGUGAAUUUGUGAGACCUUCUAACAUUAAGAUUGAGUAUCAUUUAUAAUGUUUUGCAGAUAUAGAAAAAGAAAAGUAAGCAGAAAAAAUGGGAACACAAUAUGUUUUAGAUAAUAGCACUAAUUUAUAAAAUAAUUCUUAGAACUUAGAAAAUGAAAUCAAAUUUGAAAUGCAAAAAAGUAAAAUGGAUGAAAUUUAAGAAGAUGUAAAAUUAGAAGCUAUAGAUGAAGAAGAUUCUCUUAAUGAUGAUCCAAAUAAAGUAAUGAAAGAUUCAGGUAAUUAUAAUAACUAAUUAGAAGAGUAUUCCUAUUCAUAAAUAGAUUAUUAAGAUCCUCCACAAUAUCCUUUAAGAUAAGAAAGGCCGAAGUUUAAAUAUGUAAUUUGAUUUUUAUUAAUAAUAAUAUAAAUAUAUUAAUUUAUUACCAUGUCAACUCCUUAAGUAAAAUUCUAUACUUAUUAAGAUAAAUCAUCUUAUUUCACUUCUUAAUGAUAACAACAGAGAUUAUUAACAAUUAACAGAAUAUUUUUUAGAUUUUUAAAUUAUAAAAGACUUUUAAGAAACAUAAGGAGCAUAAUUUUUCAACCGUCUCAUAUAGAAUAUUGCCUAUAAAGUAUUUAUGCCUUAAGAAUAUAUUAUUGAAGCUGGAAAAUCUGUAAACUCUCUGUACAUUUUCUUUUCAGGAAUGAUUAUACGAAAUAGUACAAAAAAAGAUAAAAACUAUAUUGAAAUCACUGAAAAAUAAAUAUUAGGAGAAGAAUUCUUUUUAUCAAGAUAAUAAUCAAAAUACAAUUAUAUUGCACAUAAAGAAAGUUUAAUCUGUUAUAUUCACUAAGAUGACUUUUAUAAAUUUGUUAAAAAGAGAAAACUUAAAAAAUCAUUAAUUAAUAAUAUCUUGUCAUUUUCACAAUUUCAAGAUAUGUCACCUAAGUACAAUAGAUAAAUUAAAUUUUAGUUUUAUUGAAUAAAUUAUUUAACGUAGUAAUACUUUGAAUUAUUUUAAUCGUUAAAUAGUAUUUGAUAUAGGGGAUGAACCAUAAUCUUGGUUUAUUAUUCUAGAUGGUGAUUUUUAAAUCUAUUACAAAUAUAACUAACAAUAUUAACCCUUAAUAAUAUUAUCAAGAGGAAAUUAUUUUGGAGAACUAGAAAUUAUUAAAAAAUAAAAGAGAUCUUAUAGAGUAUGUUGCAUUUCAACUCAUUCAGAAAUAUUGGAAAUACCAAAAGUGUAAUUUUAUUUUCUCCUUUAAAAAAAUUUAUCAUUUAAUUCAAUGAUAAAUGAAAACGUCAAUAAUAGAAUUUAAAAAUAUGCUUCAAUGAUUAUUCAAAAUAAAUAAAAUCUCGAAUUCUAGUUUAGUUCAUCUCCUUAAAAACCAAAAUUUGCUUUCAAUUCCCCUCAUGUUCGAAUAAGAUCAAAGAAUUUAGUUGAUAAUGAAGAUAUUAAAGAGUUAUACUUAUAAAGAAAAAAGGAACUUACAAACUUAUUGAAUUAUCGAAUCUAAUUGACAGAAUAUGAAAGUAGUCAAUCAAUUACUGAAAAAUUGAAUCAAAGAAAUCCAAGGUUAAGAUAAUUUUUAGAUAGAUUAAAUAAAGGAAGAUUUAAAUCAAAUAUAAAAUAAAAGGAAUAAAGAGCAUUUUAAUUAGAUUUUCAUAAAUCUCAUCAUAAAAUAAAAACAGAAAUUGCUCUUUCUUCAAGAGAUACUCUAGGAGCUAUUAAAAGUACAUUGUAUUCACCUACAACAUCUUCAAGAGCAUAAACAAAUUAUAACAAUUAAAGUCCUAAAAUUUAUAAUAUAUUCUUUAAAUUACAAACUAAUACAAAAAAUUUAUGUACUUUAAAUCCAGAAAAUCUAGAAACUGAAAUUUGA